CCUAAUAAGCAACUCAGGGACCUCCGGUCACUUAGGCUAAUGUUUGCUUCUAAAUUGGAUUUAUCCCAAUUUUUGUUGGGCUUAUAGCUUCAAAAAUUAGAGGGGGAGAUAGGAUAAGAUUGAGGCAUAGUAGGGACCCAGAGGAUUGCCGCAAUGAAAAUCAUUUUUUUUUAUGCACAAAAAAAUACUGCCUAGUUUGAUCAAAUAUUUUUUUGUGCUUUACAUACCCAAUGAGGACAUUAUAAACUAGUAAAUUUCGUUCAUAUAUAUGAUACAGAUCUCUUUCUACUCUUUUGCCUGGCAUUAGUAGGCGAGCAAUAAAGAUAUGGCGAUUAAAGCGGGAAAAUUUCUGCCCGCAAACGCCCUAGGUGAAGAAUAAACGAAAAGAGUGGAGGUUGUUGAUCUCCUGUUCUAGAGUCUGGUUGUUUAUUUUGAUACCUAAAUACAAAAGCCUGACAGCUGUGGGGUUAGUGUCUUUGAAAACCUGAAGUCAAGCGAUUUGGGUUGUUUGGGUUGGUCAUGAGUCACGGAGAACGCAAUUAAAUACAAUUGCCGGAGGUUCGCAUUCCCCGGCAGCCACGAAAACCAGGUGGAGUCGUGUUAUUGCCAGAAGGGCAAGAGAGGCGGGAAGAGAAGGGAAAAAGAAGCUGAGCAAUCCUGGUAUCCAAGUCAGAGCGACUGCAGAGUAAGCAAGCGCAGAACCACACUCCACUGCCCCGAGCCCCAGGAAGAAAGCACACCAUCCCCUAAAACUCCAAUACUGUUGGGAGGAGGAAAGUCUCAAGGCGAAAAGGAAGACCUUGACUGGAAAACGAGGAGAAACGCAGCCUUGGGAAGACUACACUGAAAGAAGACUGCGGUCUGAGGGAGGUAAAAAGCACCACAAAGGAGACCAUGUGCUUGCGUUUGUAGCACCUGAGAAUCAAAACAAACCUGCGUGGCUCCGCCCAGUGCCCGUCACGUGACUUUCACGCGAUUGCAGCUCCCGGAAGAGCCCGGUAGCAACCCCGGCAACUGCUUCCUGUGCUGCGGCUUCAGAGCCCUGAUUUUGGCCUUUCUGGGACCCCGGUCCGCCUUCAGUUCACUUUUGGGUUCGGGAGGAGCCCGGUAAUGCUGGCCAUGGCAGCAGGUUCCGGAGCGAUCACUGAUGCGAGCCCUGUAUCUGGAGCUGGAGAGGAGGAAGGUGGGUGCUAGACAGAAGUCAGACCAUGAGUACGACUCUGUGCCAAGUGACUCUUGGCACUUCUCCUGUGGCCCUGCGGUAAACAUGUCAAACCUUUUACACCAGAGAAAGCAAAAGAACUUAUAAUGUCUUUACAACAGCCUGCAGUCUUCUGUAACAUGGUUUUUGAUUGGCCAGCACAGCACUGGACUGCGAAACAUCUCUCAGAGGUCCUGCAAGGCAAGCAGAUUCGAUUCAGGAUGGGAAUGAAAAGCACAGGUACAGCACCUCAGUUUGAAACCACGUGUAGUUACGUAGAAGCGACACUUGAAGAGUUUCUGACCUGGAACUGUGACCAGUCUACUACCUCUGAACCAUUUAGAGACUAUGAUCAUUCCAAAUUCUGGGCUUAUGCUGACUAUAAAUAUUUUGUCAGUCUGUUUGAAGACAAGACAGAUAUUUUCCAGGAUGUGAAAUGGUCUGACUUCGGGUUUCCUGGAAGAAAUGGACAGCAAAGUACAUUGUGGAUCGGCUCCAUGGGGGCCCAUACACCCUGUCAUCUGGACACCUAUGGUUGCAACCUAGUAUUCCAGGUACAAGGAAGGAAAAGAUGGCAUCUCUUUCCUCCUGAAGAUACUCCUUUUCUUUAUCCGACUAGAAUCCCUUAUGAAGAAUCUAGUGUGUUCAGCAAAAUUAAUGUUGUCAAUCCUGAUUUAAAACGUUUCCCUCAGUUCCAGAAAGCUCGAAGGCAUAUGGUUACACUGAGCCCAGGACAGGUUCUGUUUGUUCCUAGACACUGGUGGCAUUAUGUGGAAUCCAUUGAUCCUGUCACUGUCAGUAUAAACUCAUGGAUUGAACUGGAAGAGGACCACCAAGCCCGGGUGGAGGAGGCCGUUACCCGCAUGCUUGUGUGUGCCCUGAAGACUGCAGAGAAUCCACAUAAUACCAGAGCUUGGUUAAACCCAACUGAGGUUGAGGCAACAUCCCAUGAAGUCAACUGUCGCUACUUGAAUGGAGCCGUUUCUGCUUUUUUGGAUCAUUACCAAACAUCAAAGGUAGCAGGAACCCAAGGCCUGAGAACAAAUAGAGAGAACACAAUAAAGGAAGCAUCAAAUGUGCACAACCACCUGCAGGCACAACAAACUGGUAGCCACAACUUAACCUCAGGAACAGUGAGACAGGAGACAGCAAGUCCCUUCGGCCCUGAUCUGGUUCCUGUGACACCAAGUUCCCAAGAACCAACCUCAGAAAGAGGAGGCAUAUUUGAAAGCGAUGGUGAAGACUCUGCUGGCAAAAAUGGAGAACAUUCUGGAAAACUGCAUUAUACCAAAAGGCAGCGCAUGAUGAAUGAAUGUGAGGAUGCAGUUGUGGAACCAAUCACUGCAGGUUGUACUGUGGCCCCUUCCCAAACACUCAUUUCUACAGAUGACUUGCUGGACUGCUUGGUGAAUCCACAAGUAACCAGGAUAGUGGCACAACUUCUGAUUCAAGGAAGAAGCUUGUGACUCUACUAGAAAAUGACUUUUUAAAUAAUAUUUUAAGAGCUUUUUAAAUAAUAGGAUUUUAAAACAAAAGAUAGAACAGGAAAAGGUCAAUUUGCACAUGCAUAUACAUGUACUGUUCUUACCUAGUCACAUUUUAGUCUGUGGGCACCUUCUUGCAUACACAUCACUCUUUGGCCAACUUGGCUCUUUGUUUUCUUUGUAUACCUCUUUCUUCAGUGCCUUUGCCUUUCCUCUCCCAUCUCAUCCCUUCAGCCUAUCUCAAAUGCAAACCCCUAGUUUCUCAACAGGAAAUAGUUUCUCCAUCAGCCUCCAGCAGGGGUCAGCUUGCCGCUUAUUUUUGUAAAUAAAGUUUUAUUGGAACACAGCCAUGCCAUUCAUUUACAGAUCGUCUGUGGUGACCUUAGGGUUACUGUGGCAGAAUUAAGUAUCCACAGAGACUAUAUGGCUUGUAAAUCUGAAGCAACUCACUAUGUCUCCUUAUAGUAAAAGUUUGCUAACUCUCGA
Molecule: messenger RNA, 3171 nt
Organism: Phacochoerus africanus (Common warthog)
Lineage: Eukaryota; Metazoa; Chordata; Mammalia; Artiodactyla; Suidae
Gene: HSPBAP1
Product: HSPB1 associated protein 1
Exons: 8
Coding region: 1309-2667 (452 amino acids)
Molecular function (GO): 2-oxoglutarate-dependent dioxygenase activity
Source: RefSeq, a predicted model, not a curated record